Molecule: messenger RNA, 2234 nt
Organism: Sinocyclocheilus grahami
Lineage: Eukaryota; Metazoa; Chordata; Actinopteri; Cypriniformes; Cyprinidae
Product: vitrin
Exons: 12
Coding region: 109-1884 (591 amino acids)
Source: RefSeq, a predicted model, not a curated record
UGGAGUUUCAAAGUGUCUCUGCGCGUCAGCCGAGCAGCUCCAAAGGAAGCAAUACAGAGGCUUAAGAGAACAUCUGGCCAGAUUUACACUCUUGCUGUGGAGCUCAAGAUGAGUAGACCAGCUCUCACUGCUGUCUUUGUAGCAUUUCUGCUGACUUCCAGUGGAGCAAAGCCCAAUGGCAAGAACAAAAAGCCAAAACAAGUUGUGCCAGCAAUAGAAUGUGAUAUGCGGGCUGGGAAGAUCAGUCUCCCAGAGUUUAUUGUUAAGUGUCCAGCUAACUGCAGGGAGACCAAGGAGAAAGUGUAUGGGACGGGUGUAUUUGCCUCCAUAUCCAGUAUCUGCAAUGCUGCCAUUCACAGCGGAGCCAUCACUAACUCUGGAGGAAAGGUAAUUGUGAUGAAGAUGGCAGGACAGGCGAUCUACAAGGGUAGCUUUGCCAACGGUGUCCGCUCUCUGUCCUUACCCAACUGGAGAGAAUCCUUUUCUGUCUCAGUGGGUAAACCAAAGAAGGGGGUAAUCUACGCAUCCACUCUGGUCUUUGUACUAUCAAGAUCCACCACAGUGAAAACAGACCCGUCAUACUCCACAGUGUCACCAGCGACAGAGCCGAGCUCCACUGCAGCCCUGCCCACAACCACACCCAUCGCCACAGCCCCACCCAUUACCACAUCAGCCACGCCACGGGUCACUGUUAUUAAAGUCCGCGAGGCAGACUGUAAUGUUGAUAUUGCACUCCUCAUGGAUGGCAGCUGGAGCAUUGGGAAACGCCGUUUUAAGAUUCAGAAAGACUUCCUUGUGGAAGUUUCUCAGGUCAUUAAUGUGGGUGUUGCUGGACCCAUGAUGGGCAUCAUUCAAUACGGGGAUGAUCCAGUCACAGAAUUCAGUCUAAAACAGUUCUCCAGCUCCAAGGAUCUGAAGACGGCCAUCAGCAAAAUAGUCCAGAAGGGCGGUCUGUCCAAUGUAGGGAAGGCCAUCUCCUACAUCAACAAGCAUUUCUUCAGUGAUGCUAAUGGGAACAGAGGUGGGGCACCCAAUGUGGCUGUGGUUCUGGUGGACGGCUGGCCCACUGACAAAGUGGAGGAGGCCUCACGUCUGGCCAGAGAGUCAGGCAUCAACAUCUUCUUUGUCACCAUCGAGGGCCCAGAUGAGAAUGAAAAACAGAACGUGAUGGAGACCAACUUUGUUGACAAGGCAGUGUGCAGAACCAAUGGCUUCUUCUCGCUCUCUAUCUCAAGCUGGUUCGCCUUGCGCAAAGAAGUGCAGUCUCUGGUGAAGCGUGUGUGCGACACAGACCGCCUGGUGUGCAGUAAGACCUGCCUUAACGCCAACGACAUUGCCUUCGUCAUCGACGGCUCCAGCAGCGUGGGAACCGGAAACUUCCGCACCGUGCUCCAGUUCGUCUCAAACGUGACGCAGGAAUUUGAGAUCUCGGACACGGAUACGCGUGUAGGAAUCAUACAGUACACGUAUGAGCAGAGGCUUGAGUUUGCUUUUGGUCAACACAACAACAAAGCUGAUCUGCUGAAUGCUAUCAAGCGUAUAAACUACUGGAGCGGAGGUACCAGCACGGGAGCUGCCAUCACAUUUGCUGCAGAUCAACUCUUCAGCAAAUCCAAACCCAACAAGCGCAAGAUCAUGAUUGUCAUCACGGACGGACGCUCCUACGAUGACGUGAGGGCCCCGGCGCUGGCGGUACAUCGUAAAGGUGUGAUCGCGUACUCCAUUGGUAUAGUCUGGGCCAUACAGGACGAGCUGGAAUACAUCGCCACCGACCCCGACAGAGACCACUCUUUCUUUGUGGAUGAGUUUGACAACCUCUACAAGUAUGUACCAAAGAUUAUUCACAACAUCUGCAAUGAGUUCAACUCCCAACCACGUAACUGAACCAGGCCUUCAGAUGAAAAUUGUGGAAUAUCACCAAAAAUCCAAGGAGUAAGUGCAUUACCACACAGUAAGAAAUACAGUGUUACAAAUUUAGCAUACUGUAGUUAGAAGCCUUACUUUCUGGAUGAAAAGCUCAGAGGACGCCAGCAUGUUUCCAGAUUUGAUUUUUGUGAAAUUUAAACAAAAUAGAGUGUGGAAAUGGUAAAGAUGGCAGUGGAUGUGUUUUCGGUGAUUUUGGAUUAAUAUGUGAUAGACGGAGGGGCAGAUUUUCUGAUGUGCACAUCAAUAGAGGUAUAGAGAAAAAACUUGCUUACAGUUUUUGCAUAUGUCGUUUCAGUUAAAGAUUAUUU